GGUAUCAUCCCUGAUUCGUAGUUUGUUUUCUUUAUUUAUUUCGUACCUUGUGGCUUUUUUGUUUUAUUAUUGAAAUUAUUGCAUAUAUCUUAAAAAUUUUAGCCAACGUAAUGCCGUAAACAAUCUAAAAAUAAUAAAAGUGCAUAUUAAAUAAACAGGAAUUGAAUGCAAGUGCAUCGAAGCAUGUCGCGUCGCGCCUUUCGAACAAAGCAGCAGCAGCAGCAGUGAAAAUUCAACGCGAGACUGCGAAGUGAAAACGGCGCCAUUUUAAGAAACAAAACAAAGCCAGAAGCAAAAGCAGAAAGCAAAACUUGAAUGCAAUGCAAUUGAAGGCGCAAAACGUAUUUGCAUAUGCUCAAAAAACAAUUUCGUUAUCGUUGUGCACAAUCAAUUAACGCUAAAACGAAAAUAUCUGAAACAGCCGUCUUUGAGUUGAAAUAUGAACAGUGGCCAAAAUGAGGCAGCAGCAGCAGCAAAAAAGGAAAAGGUUUUCGAAACGCAGCAACGUACACAAGAAUCCGGCAGUGAAAAUGAGGAAACUGAUUCCAUUACGGAUCAAUCGAGUCAAUCGAAGUCUACGAAAUCGGCAACACAAUUUAGCGUGCAACGUUCGGAUACUGAUGGAUUACGCAUGAAAAUCUCCGCCAUAAGAAACCCGCCCACAAGUCUCAUAACCCUUAACAAAAAAACAACAGCGAACAGCCGAGAAGUUGUCGCUGAUUUAGCAUCGAAUUCAUCUCGAAAAAAGCUGACAAAAGUGCGUAAAAUGAGCGACGCACCACAGCAUGAAGGGAGCGGUUGCUCUACAGAAGCAAGUAACAAGAAUAAGCAUACGGCGAGGGACAACGACACGGCGUUGUUGUCAACAAACAUUGUGAAUACAACCAAAAAGAUGAAAGUCAAACGAAAGAAAAUAUCCACGAAGAGCGGAAGCAGCAACCUCAAUAAUAAUAACAACAUCAGUAAUAACAAUAAUAACAACAGCAAAUCGAAGCGUCCUUCUGCUGCAGCAUUCAGUUCAGAUUCCGACGAUGAUUUGCCACUUAAAAUGCACUUGCAACGUGCCCCACGUCUGUUGCUCACUGCUAUUGGUGGUGUAGGAAUGCAGUCGCAGGCCGAUAACAUUGGCAUCUCUAGCAGCGACAACGAGUAUUUGCCCAACCUGGUGAAGGCAGCCAUAAAGUGUGUAGAAAGUGACACGGAAGAUACUAACAGUGUGGCAGCAGCAGCAGCUGCUAAAUCGAAGCAACAGUUGCCACAAUAUCAGUCAACGCUCUUGCAGGAUUUCAUGGAGAAGACCCAAAUGCUGAAUCACACGGGCAGCAAUGCGGCAACUCUUACAAAUCCAACUGCACAGCCAGGACAGGCGGCAACCAGCGAGAGAAGCUAUGUGCAACAGCAGCAGCAACAACAACCACAGCAGCAGCAACGCAAGCGACGCGGUCGACCCAAAAAGUUGCAGACAACUGUUGCAGCUGCCGUUGUGGCAGCCGCUGUUGCCGUCGCCGUGCCCACCAUUAAUGAAUCCGCCGACUCCGGCGUGAUAAGCACGACGCCAUCGCCCAAAAUGCAGCAGGUAGCGUUGAACGACAAUCCGAAGCCCAAGAUUGACAUGGCCUAUCUGGAUAAGCGCAUGUAUGCCACGGAGCGAGUGUUGUAUCCACCGCCGCGCAGCAAGCGACGUCAGAGCAACAAGAAGGCCAACAAGGAGGAGUUGCAACUCGAUCCAUUGUGGCGCAAAAUCGAUGUCAAUAAAAAGUUUCGCUUGCGCACCGUCAGCGGAUAUAAAAGUGAUGGCGGUGGAGGCGGAGGAAGUGGUGGUGUUGGUAGUGGCACCUCCAAUACCAUUUGCAGCAAAAUACUCGCGGCCAAAAGUGGCUAUGUCUCGGAUUAUGGCAGCGUGCGGCAUCAGCGUCACAAUCACAAUUCAGGAUAUAAAUCAGACGCCAGCUGUAAGAGUCGUUACAGCAGUCGUAGCUGCGCCAGUCGUCGCAUGAGUCGCGCCAAGAGUUGUGGCUAUCGCAGCGACUGCAAGGAGUCGUCAGGGAAGUCGAGCAAAUCAUUGCGACGUCGGAGACGGGCCUCUAUGCUGAAGAGCAGCCACGAGCCGGCAUCGAAUGCGUUGAGCGAUGACCAUGAUCAGGACAUAUUGCAGCUGGCGGGACUUUCGCUGGGUCAGAGCAGCGAGGAAAGCAAUGAGUACAUUAGCAAACCCAGUCUCAAGUGCUUGCCGAGUACAAGUGCCAGUAAAAAGUAUGGUGAGAUUAAUCGUUUCGUUACCACGGGCCAAUACUUUAGUGGAACCACCAAGGCAAUCACUGGCAGCGUUGCCGGCGGCGCAGCUGCCACAGCCUCAGCGGAAAACUUUAUGCAGAGCAAGAUGAUGCUGCAGCGCAAGAAUUCGAUCAGCGGCGACACAAUUGUGCCCAGCAGAAGUGCCUGCAAGAUCAAAAGUCGACGCUCCUCGGCGGCCAGCAUGUGCAGUAGCUAUGUGUCGAGUGCGUCGCGAAUGCGUCGUCGCCAUCGCCGCAAGAGUUUUAGUCACGCUAAGUCGCUGAACAUUGACUCCAAGCUGCUUACCGAGAUCGAUAUCAUUGCAAGCACCUUUCAUGCGCGUUGUCGCAUACAGGAUGAUCGACUGACUGCCAGCAGUGGCAAGGAGAAGCUGCUGGCAGAAGCCAACAAGCUGCAGGCAACAUUGGCGGCACCCAUAGCAACCGCAUUACCACUCCUCAAUGGCAGCAGCAACAGCGCCAUAGGCAGCAAUGGGACACCAAAUGCCGCUGGGGCCACAAAGCCAGUGAAGCGAGCUCUGAAAAAGCGCAAGCUGAACGAGCCACUGAUUGACUUUGCCAUGUUGUCGGCGAGUGCGGGCAACAGCAACAAUUUGAGCAACAAUACCAGCAACAACAAUGGCGCCAAGCGACGGCACAAGAAGUCGAGUGGCAACAGCGGCGGAAGCAACAGUUCCAGUCCCGAUGAUCACAAAUUGCCGCUGAAGAAGCGGCAUUAUCUGGUCACAACGGGCGCGGAUGUGUCCACCGCAUUUGCCAGCAAUGGGAAACUGAAUGCAGAGGCAUGGGCAGCAGCUGCAGCGGCUGCCAAGAAUAGUGCAAGUACCAAAGCCCAGGCGCAGUUCAAUGCCAAGAAGCUGACGCCCAAGAAACGCCAUUUGCUCGUCAGUCAAGAGGCAGCUCUUCCUGCGGCGGCGGCAGCAGCAGCGAGCGCAUCACCGUUGCGCAUUGUUGUGGACAACAAUUCGAUCAGUGGCGGCAAGCUGCUGGACAUUAGUCCGAGUUCGUUGUGUUCGCUCAAGCAGCAGCGUCGACAGGGAGGCAAAUCAAAGAGCUCAGCCGCAGCUGCUGCUGCAGGUGUUGCAGCCCGAGAGUUGUCCCAACAGCUGCAAUCGCCGGCGGGCAGCAACAGUUGUCCGCCGCCUGGCAUCUUUGAGCCUUCGGUGGAACUGGAGAUUCAAAUACCCAUAGCGAAGCUGAAUGAGGCGGUAAUAACCAAGUCAGAGGUGGAAUCGCCAUUGCUGGCCGCACUGGAGAUCAAGGAGGAUGCCAACAAGAAGGAACAGUGUCAGCGUGUGCUGGAGACACUGCUCCAUAAGACUGGCGGCAAUCUUCUGCUUAAACGAAAGCGCAAGAAGAUUAAUCGCACUGGUUUUCCAACUGUGCGACGCAAGAAGCGCAAAGUUAGCAUCGAACAGGCUGCAUUACAGCAGGAUCAACAGUCAGCGGAGCCAUUGCAGCCAGCGCGUGAGACUCGCAGCAGCAGCAAUCAAACGCCAGCUGUGGCCAUGGAUUGCGAGCGAGUGCCGCAAGCAGGUGAGGCAAGAGAAACCUUUGUAGCGCGCAGUAGCAAUCAGCGCACACCGCGUUUAUCUGUCGUGGCAUUGGAGCGACUGCAGCGACCUCAAACCCCAGCUAAUAUUACGGGUAACGGGCGAGGCAGACCACGUGGCAGAGGCAGACCUAAGAUGCAGCGAGCACAGCCGACACAGGCAACGAUAGAGGAGGAGCAGCCUCAACAACAAGAACAGCAGCAACCACAACAACAGCAAGAGCCACAGCAGGAGCAAGAACAGCAUUCUUUGGUUUUGGAGUUGCGACCGGCCAAGAAGCGUGGACGUGCAUCGAAGCAGUCAGAUGCUGCUGCUGCUCCCAAGUUGAAGAGGAAAUUGGAGACCAGCAUAAAGCUACCUGCGGGCAUCGAUCCCAACACCAACUUUAGCUGCAAGAUUCGCCUUAAGCGGCGCAAAAAUAUGCAGCAAGAGGAACCUAUAGUUAAGACAGUGCAUCUGCCAUCUUCCCGGCAACUACCAGAGCCGCCAAUGCCGCAGUCGAACGAUGAGCAGGCACAAAUUGAACUGGAAGCGGCCGCUAAACGUAGUGAGCAACCUGUGCCCGCCAAUGAACAUGACGUGCUGCCCGUUCAGGAGUCCUCGGCGCAUCAGUCAUUGGAUUAUGCCAGCUGCAGCGAUACCAGCGAGGAUAAGUGCAGCACGACGUCACAGCGGAAGCGCUCCAAGCUGAAGAAGAAUUAUCUGCCAGCCGGAUUAUUUUCCAAUCACUAUAAAGAGUUGCCGGUGGCCACAGGAACAGUUGCGACUGCGACGCCUUCUGCUGUUAAGCAGCCGAGCAAGAAACUUCCGGGUGAGUUGUCGGGCAGUUCCUUGCUACCGCCACCAAGCUAUUGUGAACGCUACUUCCGGCGUGCCAUCAGUGACUUUGAGUUGCCCUACGACAUCUGGUGGGCCUACAGUCACGACAAGUUGCCCACACGGCAUGUUGUGCCGUCGUGGAACUAUCGAAAAAUACGCACCAAUGUCUAUGCCGAGUCAGUGCGACCCAAUCUCGCGGGUUUCGAUCAUCCCAAUUGCAAUUGCAAGCCGCAAUCCAGUGGCUCCUGUCUGGAUAACUGUCUCAAUCGCAUGGUUUACACGGAGUGCGCGCCCAGCAAUUGUCCGGCUGGCGACAAGUGCCGCAAUCAGAAGAUUCAACGCCAUGAGGUUGCACCUGGAGUGGAGCGUUUCAUGACCACCGACAAGGGCUGGGGCGUGCGCACAAAGCUUCCCAUUGUCAAGGGCACCUACAUACUGGAAUAUGUCGGCGAGGUGGUGACCGAGCGGGAGUUUAAGCAGCGCAUGGCCAGCAUCUAUUUGAAUGACACACAUCAUUAUUGCCUGCAUCUGGAUGGUGGUUUGGUCAUCGACGGACAGCGCAUGGGCAGCGAUUGUCGCUUUGUCAAUCAUUCGUGUGAACCCAAUUGUGAGAUGCAGAAGUGGAGUGUUAAUGGAUUGUCGCGCAUGGUGCUGUUUGCCAAGCGUGCCAUAGAGCAGGGCGAGGAGCUCACCUACGACUACAAUUUCUCGCUCUUUAACCCCUCUGAGGGUCAGCCCUGCCGUUGCAAUAUGCCGCAGUGUCGUGGCGUCAUUGGCGGCAAGUCGCAGCGUAUUAAACCGUUGCCUGUGGAGGCAAAGGCCGGUGCUGGCGGCGACGGUGCUGUAGCUGCUGCAAAGGAUGCCACAAGCAGUCAAAACGGACGGCAGCGUAAACACAAAGCGAAAAAGCAUGCGCAGCGUCAGCAACAGGCGGCAAAGGAGGCAGAAGUUGUUGCACGUGUGCAACAGUUGUCGGAGAAGGAGAAGAAGCUCGUCAAGCAGUGUAGCAUCUUCCUGGUGCGCAACUUUGAAAAGAUACGUCGUUGCAAGGCUAAGAAAGCAGCGGCAAAGGCGCAGAGAGCAAGUCCUACGGCAGCUGGAGACGCUGAUGCCCCAGGACGUCGUCCAUCCACGCCAUCGUCUACUUCACUGCUCGCUGCACAGAUUUCUGCACUUUGCACGCCACGCAACAUGAAGACGCGUGGCCUAACUCAAGCUGUACAGGAUCCGGAGCUGGAGAAGAUGGCCAAAAUGGCGGUGGUGCUGCGUGAUAUUUGCACGGCCCUGGAAUCGGUCAAGAUGUUUGAGCUGCUCACCACGGUGACCAGCAAUAAGAAAAAGAAACAGCUUAAGGCGUCGCGACUCGACUUCAAAGCCAUACAGGCUCAAGUGGAGCAAGGACACUACAAAACACCGCUGGAAUUCGAUGAACAAAUGCAACAACUAUUUGUGGAAGUGCGUCAAUUACAUGGCGAGGAUGAGAUCAAAACCAAGGCAUUGGAAACGCUGAUGGCCAGCUAUGAGCAACAGAAGUCAAACAACUAUGCCCAGCUGCUAGAGAUUCUUGGCAAGCCGGAACUGCUGCAUAGCUUUAAGUCGCAGUUGCAGCAGCUGCCAAUUGUGGAGCAAACGCAGCAGGGCAACGAGCAGCUGCAUAAACCGGAUAAUGCAGGUGGUGUGGCCGUGCCACAGUUUGAUGCGUCUCAGUUGCCCAUCGUUGCUGGUGAUGAGGAGGAUGUCAUACGCUGCAUUUGUGGCCUGUACAAGGACGAGGGUUUGAUGAUUCAGUGUGCCAAGUGCAUGGUUUGGCAGCACACCGAAUGCACAAAGGCGGACAUCGAUGCGGAUAACUAUCAAUGCGAACGCUGCGAGCCCCGCGAAGUGGAUCGUGAAAUACCCUUGGAUGACUACACCGAGGAGGGGCAUCGCUACUAUCUGUCAUUAAUGCGUGGCGACCUCCAGGUGCGUCAAGGCGAUGCAGUUUAUGUACUGCGCGAUAUACCCAUCAAGGAUGAGGCAGGCAAAGUGCUGCCCAGCCAGAAGCACACCUACGAGACGAUUGGCGCAAUUGAUUAUCAAGAGUGUGACAUCUUUCGAGUGGAGCAUCUGUGGAAGAACGAGGAGGGAAAGCGUUUCAUCUUUGGCCAUCAUUUUCUGCGACCACACGAGACGUUUCAUGAGCCAUCGCGUCGAUUCUAUCCCAACGAAGUAGUUCGAGUCUCACUGUACGAGGUAGUGCCCAUUGAGCUCGUGAUUGGACGUUGUUGGGUGCUGGAUCGUACAACUUUCUGCAAGGGUCGACCUAUGGAGUGCAACGAUGAGGAUCAUUGCUUCAUUUGUGAAUUGCGUGUGGACAAAACGGCGCGUUUCUUCUCAAAGGCUAAGGCCAAUCAUCCGGCAUGCACUAAGAGCUAUGCGUUUAGAAAGUUCCCAGAAAAACUGAAGAUCUCAAAGAGCUAUGCGCCACACGAUGUGGAUCCAUCGUUGUUGAAGACGAAGAAGCAAAAGACUGAUAUAGAUGUAGCUACAACGCGAAUUAAAGUGGGGAGGCAAGAAACACGGGCAGGGCCAGCGUCAACAGGAAGUAGAAAGCAGCGCAAUGCUCAAGCUGGAACAGCUGGCGCAGCAACCGAAACAGCUGUUCAAGUGCUGACACCAACGGCUCCCAAUGGACAGGUGCUGAAAAAGAAGCGUUCACGCUUGGAGAACGUACUCAACACGAUGAAGCUCAAGUGCCUGGAUGCACAGACAGCACAAGAGCAACCCAUCGAUUUGUCCUAUCUGCUGAGUGGUCGAGGUGCCCGUCAACGUAAAACUAAUUGUACCAGCAGUAACAGCAGCAAUAAUAACAAUUCGUCAACGCCUUGCGCCUAGUGGAUGCUUAAAUGUUUAGCCAUGUACAUAAAUAUCGACUUUAGAGGCAUUGCGUACUAUUUAUACAUAAUUAUAUAUAUAUAACGAACAUAAUUAGCUAUAUAAGUUUAGUCCUAGAUCUUAAGUUGUAAAGCGCAUAAAACGGUGAUAGUAGUAAUUCUAGUUUAUAGAUUGUUAUGAACAACUUCUUGAGCAACUUAACAUCAUAUAUUGCAAUUAUUUAUACAGAUAUUGUAAUUCUUUCUAUUUCUAUUAUGUAUUGUGUAUUACGUUUAUGACAAUUAUUUAUAUUUAUACAAUUUCAUGCA
Molecule: messenger RNA, 7848 nt
Organism: Drosophila sulfurigaster albostrigata
Lineage: Eukaryota; Metazoa; Arthropoda; Insecta; Diptera; Drosophilidae
Gene: ash1
Product: histone-lysine N-methyltransferase ash1
Exons: 7
Coding region: 440-7540 (2366 amino acids)
Cellular component (GO): nucleus
Molecular function (GO): histone methyltransferase activity; protein binding; chromatin binding
Source: RefSeq, a predicted model, not a curated record